Messenger RNA from Rhodofomes roseus, 940 nucleotides. RefSeq lists its product as uncharacterized. The coding region runs from base 43 to 705 and encodes 220 amino acids. The record is from RefSeq and is a predicted model, not a curated record. Gene Ontology annotation, cellular component: ribosome. Gene Ontology annotation, biological process: translation. Gene Ontology annotation, molecular function: structural constituent of ribosome. The transcript has 2 exons. NCBI's taxonomy places the organism in Eukaryota, Fungi, Basidiomycota, Agaricomycetes, Polyporales, Fomitopsidaceae.
GAGGUCCUCGCAAAUUCGCGCGCUGUGGACGUUCCGCUCAUCAUGUCUCUGCUCAGGCAGCGGGUCGCUGCCCUGCGGCCUCUGCGCCAGUCCUGCCGCGCCGCCGGCCUUGCUACACGAGCGGACACGAGUAAUCUCGCAUUUUUCGACGACCUCAGUGGGACGCCGCCCCCCUCGACGAACCCGCCCUUGGACGACUCUUCGUCCUUCCCCCAGCCCUCGAUCACUAUGGACCCGGAAGACACAGGGCCGCCCAAGGGCGAGGCAUACCCCCUCAACCCUAUAAAAGUCAACGAGUCCAAAAGUGCUGAGAUAGCGCAGGGGAAGCUCCAACAAUCGGUCUAUGCUAUCUACUGCAAGUCGAAUAAGUCGAACACGAUCGUGUCUGCGACCCGGCCGAGCGGGCAUAUCCUGCGGACGUACAGCGGUGGAGCGAUGGGGUUCAAGGGCGCGAACCGGUCGAGCUACGAGGCUGGCUACCAGUCCUGCGUGGCGGCCUUCAAGGUGCUCGAGAAGGCCAUGGAGACGGAGAAGGACCCGAAGUGGCAGUUGUAUUUGAAUGGGAGAGGGCAGGGGCGGGAUGCGUGCCUGAAGGCUGUAGUGUCGACGGAGGGGCAGGUGUUGAAGCACAGGCUGGUCAAGGUGAUUGACAAGACGCCUAUAAAGAUCGGAGGUACGAGGUCGAAGAAGAUGAAACGGCGGUAGUGCUGUCUGGGUCGCAGUCUUCCGCUGCAGUCCUGUGCAUCCGCUGUUCCAUCGAGCCCUGGGCUCCUACACUACACCCCUUACACGCGGCUACCUUUGAAUGAGAGACGGGUAUCUCACUGCUAGUCCGACUCUGGCCAGGUGGGCUAGAGCUACUGCUGCCGACAAACUUAGCACCAGGUGUAAUGACCCUGCGUACACGCGGGAUGAUAAUGGAAGGUGGUCUAUCAUUGCA